AAAGGGAAGAUGGAUCAACUGAGAGGCCGUAAUUGCCAGGACUAACACAGGCCAUCAAGUCUCCUGUCCUUUACAAACUGAAACUGAUGGGAAACAGAAUAGCCUACGCGGGCUAUUAAAGUUUGGACGUCUCCUCAAGGCUAGUCUUUUAAAAUAUUUAACAACUUUUGAUCAUACCGUACACUCAACUAAUGAUUAGCUAUGGAUUUUUCCCAGCUUGAUAAAGUUCGAUCUUUAAUUGAAGUGGACCAUUGUUACACAUCUUCAAGUAAAAUUAAUUGUGAUAGUGAUAACGAAAUAUUCAACUUGUCACCUUACCAUUCAAAUCUUGAAGUAGAAGAAAGUUGCUUAGAUGUUGGUGGGCCUGCUCCUAGAUGUUCAUUGGAAGAGGAAAGAGUUCAUCAAAAUCUAUCAUUCACUAAUUGUUCGUCUGUGCCUGAGUUAUGUCAAAGGUUUCCUACAAAACAACCCAAAGAUGAUAACCAUACGUGGGUUUUGUGUGAAAGAAGGCAUUUGAAUCAGAUUUUAUCAUCUCUGAGAAAAGUUUUGAGAAAUGAAUACUUUUACUGCUCUCAAUUUCAUGAUAUUAAACGCCUAAAUGUAUACAAGGAACUUUGUCUUCAUCGUGCUGCUAAUACUCUGAGAAGAAUAUUCGCUGACCUUUUUUGGCACAUAGAAAAAUGUCACAGCAUUCACCUAUGGUGUGUGAAAAAUCUUUCAGAAACUUUGUUACCAAUUUAUCGUUCAGUUUUUUGUAUAUUAUGGAGAAAAAAUAAGGUUAAUCCAUUAUUGAAAGUGCUCAAUACGAUUCUGCAAGAACGCUGUAUGGAUGAUGUAAUAGUUAAUCGAUUCUUAUCUGACUUCAGAUCAUCUGUCAAUGAUGAAUGCAACGACGGUGUAAAAAAAACUUUGAUGCAGUCUUCUUCACGAUCCAUCAUUACAAAGAAUAUACCUACUCAGAUAUCUUUAAAUCGUUCAACAAUUGGGGAUGGAAUAGUUCUAGCAUGUAUGACUUUUCCGGGAUCUCGUGACAGUAAACGAUUACAAAAAUUAAUCAGUUUGCUCGGUGAAAUUGGACAAAUUAAUUUAGAAGAUCAUGAAGAACAAAUAUGUGAUAGUAUGAGACUUCGAUUACGAUUAUUUGUCCGACGUGUUAUUAAUUUGCUUGAUGAAUACAAGAAUGAAUCUAUUUAUCUAGUUAGCUUCGGUGUUGGUUCGUUACUUAUGUUAUUAUCUGUUAUACAUAUACUCUCGUUGAAUAAUUCUCGCUCAGAAAAUAAUUAUACUAAUCGAACAAGUAUAAAUGGAAUUAUUUGUGUUGGUUUACCAUUAAUUGGUUUAAGAGGUAAACGAGGUGAAUUGAAUGAUCCACUCCUAUCGAUACCAGCUUUACCAAUAUUAUUUAUUAUAGGCGCUAGAAGUCGACUUGGUGGUUAUAAAGAAGCAGUUGAAUUUCGAAAGAGAUUAUUCAAUGCUAGACAAAGACAACGUCCACUAACUUCUCGAAUCGAUAAUAAUGACAAUGAUAAUUUAAUUCAUAUGAAUUAUACUAACCAAUUUCGACACAAAAUCAAUGGAUCAUCUAGCAUCACUGCUACUAAUACUACUACUGUUGUUCAUGAUGAUAAUAAUGAAUUGAAUUCGAUCUCACCAACUUUUGAUUUAUUAGUUAUUGGAGGUGCCGACCAUUUACUUCGAAUGCAACCGUCUGCAUGUAGACGUUGGUGUACUACACAAAGUAUGGUAGAUAUUAGAAUGAUGAAUGCUAUCAAAAAGUUUAUUUGUAAAACUAGAAUACAACCAUUUGGAUAGUUAUCCAUGGACUUUAUGUUAUCCCCAUUAACUCCCAGUGGUAAGAGGUGAUCAUGACUUAAUAUUAUUUUGACAACAAUAACACAUUCAUAAGCAUUAAAUCCAGAUUUUUGUUUUUACGCUACAUUGGUAAGAAUAUAAUACAAUUCAACAAUUUCUUUUGAAUAUCAUCAGAGAGCGAAAAUAAUGUAUAACCAUAUACAAAAGUUUACAUCGUUUUGAUUAGUAUCAACAUGAUGAUACAUGCUAUCGUUCAUAUUUUUUAAAGAAAAAAACAACCUCUGAAAUAAUUGGAUUCAAAUGGAAUAGAGAAUUACUUAAGAUAUGAUUUUUAGUAGAUGAGAAAUAAACACUAAGGUGUAUAAUAUUAAUAUUUUUGUAUUUCGAGUUAUUUACAUUGUGAAUUUUGUAUAGUAGUUGUAAAUAAAUAAUAUUACUUGUUAAUUUUUCAAAUUCUCACACAUGAAUAACUGUACUCAAACCACAAUACAUUUUAAUAACCUUAUAUAAAUUUAUGUGUUAUACU
This is a messenger RNA of Schistosoma bovis, 2338 nucleotides long. NCBI's taxonomy places the organism in Eukaryota, Metazoa, Platyhelminthes, Trematoda, Strigeidida, Schistosomatidae. The record is from the annotation of a GenBank genome assembly.